AUGUACCAAGAUACUGAUAGUGAUGAAGAAAAUGAUGAUGAUAUUCUUGACAAGGACUAUAUGCCAGAGGAAGUUAGAGGAGAAGUUGAAGUGUAUAUAGAAAGUGAAAGUAGUGAUAGUGAAGAGGAGCAGUGUCCUGAUGUGCCAUGCAGAGAUAGAAAAUGGAGGAAGAAGGAAAACUUAUCUUUAGGCACUCAUUCCAUACCGUCACCAACUGCUGGCGAACAUGCUGCCAAGGACAUUUAUGAUAUUUUCAAACUAUUCUUUACUGACGAAAUGGUUGAGCAUAUAACAGAACAGACAAAUUUAUAUGCAGUAAGGGAUAAAAACUGCACGAACUUCCAUGUAGCUAAGGAUGAAAUUAAGAAGAUUCUGGGGCUAAUGCUCAUGAGUGGAUAUCACAGUGUACCAUCUGAAAAUGAUUACUGGUCAACAAGUGAAGACCUGGAAAUACCAAUAUUCCCCAAAACAAUGAGUAGAGACAGGUUUCGAUCAAUCAAGAGAUAUCUUCCUGUUGCUGAUACCAGUAAUUUAGCUGACUCCAAGAUUGCAAAAGUUUUACCUUUACUCGAAAUGCUUAGAGAGAGAUGUCAGGCUAAUGGUAUUUUUCAUGAAUAUCUCAGUAUAGACGAGUCAAUGAUUCCCUACCAUGGACAUCACAGUACAAAACAGUAUCUGAAAAACAAGCCUUUGAGAUUUGGCUAUAAAAUGUGGAUGUUGUGCAGUGCAGAUGGGUAUCCUUAUAAUUUUGAAUUAUACUGUGGUAAAGAAUCAAAGACCCUUGCCUCUUGA
Molecule: messenger RNA, 792 nt
Organism: Macrobrachium nipponense
Lineage: Eukaryota; Metazoa; Arthropoda; Malacostraca; Decapoda; Palaemonidae
Product: piggyBac transposable element-derived protein 3-like
Exons: 1
Coding region: 1-792 (263 amino acids)
Molecular function (GO): sequence-specific DNA binding
Source: RefSeq, a predicted model, not a curated record